CAUUUGAAUCAGUAUAGCUACAUCGCUGAGAAAGUCGUGAGGUUCCCCACCGAAGAGCUGGUAUUCCUCAUUGAAUUCUUAAGGAAAUCCAGUGAUGUCACUGUGUUCAAACUCAGGAGGCAACUGAGAGAUGCAAGUGAACGGUUGGAGUUCCUGAUGGACUAUGCAGACUUGCCCCAAGAGGAUAUCAAAUUGAACAGCACUCUGUUCCUCUGGCCAGACCAGAUUGAAGAUGUCUUCGAAGCCAGCCGAAAUCUGCUCCUAAACAAGAGGGAUCAGGCAGAGAUGGAUCUGAUUAAAAGAUGCUCUGAAUUUGAGUCGAAACUUGAAGGCUAUGGCAAGGAACUGGAAGGCUUCAGAAAGCGUGAAGUGAUGACUACAGAAGAAAUGAAGAACAAUGUUGAAAAGCUUAAUGAACUUUCCAAGAACCUAGAUCUGGCACUGGUGGAAUUUGAGCAGAUCAAUAAAGAGGAAGAGCUGCUGGAAAAGGAAAAGAGUACCUUUCCUAUUUUGCAAACUUUGAUGACCAAUAAAGUGCCAUAUGAGCAGCUGUGGACAACAGCCUACGAGUUCAGCACCAAGUCUGAGGAGUGGAUGAACGGGCCCCUGUUUUUGCUAAAUGCUGAGGAAAUUGCGGAAGAGAUAGGAAAUAUGUGGAGGACAACAUAUAAGUUGACCAAGACCUUGGCUGAAGUGCCUGCACCCAGGCGCUUAGCAGAGAAUGUCAAGUUGAAGAUUGAUAAGUUUAAGCAGAACCUUCCUCUCCUCAGCAUUUCCUGCAACCCAGGAAUGAAAGAACGGCACUGGCAACAGAUCAGUGAUAUUGUUGGCUAUGAAAUAAAGCCCACGGAAACGACUUGCCUCUUAAAUAUGCUGGAAUUCGGACUUAGCAAAUACCUUGAAAAACUGGAGCCCAUUGGUGCAGCUGCGAGCAAAGAAUAUUCUCUGGAGAAAAACUUGGAGAAAAUGAAGUUAGACUGGGUUAACAUGACAUUCAGCUUGGUGAAAUAUAGGGACACUGAUACAAGCAUCUUGAGUGCAGUUGAUGACAUUCAACUACAACUCGAUGACCAUGUGAUAAAGACCCAGACCAUGUGUGGCUCUACCUUCAUCAAGCCAAUAGAAGCAGAAUGCCGGAAAUGGGAAGAAAAGCUGGUACGUGUGCAGGAAAAUUUGGAUGCCUGGUUGAAAUGCCAAGCCACUUGGCUGUACCUGGAACCGAUCUUCAGCUCAGAGGACAUCAUAGCCCAGAUGCCAGAAGAGGGCAGAAAAUUUGGCACUGUUGAUGGUUACUGGAAGACACUCAUGGCCCAAGCAGUGAAAGAUGCCAGGGUUCUGGUAGCAGCAGACCAGCCACGGAUGACUGAAAAGCUUCAAGAAGCAAAUCUUCUGUUGGAAGACAUUCAGAAGGGGCUGAAUGAUUACUUGGAGAAGAAAAGACUAUUUUUCCCCAGAUUCUUCUUCCUGUCAAAUGAUGAACUGCUAGAGAUCUUGUCUGAGACAAAGGACCCCCUCCGAGUGCAGCCACACUUGAAGAAGUGCUUUGAAGGAAUUGCCAAACUAGAGUUUACAGAAAAUCUGGAAAUCGUGGGCAUGAUCAGCUCAGAAAAAGAAACUGUUCCCUUCAUACAGAAAAUCUAUCCAGUUAAAGCCAAAGGCAUGGUGGAAAAGUGGCUACAGCAGGUGGAGCAGAUAAUGCUAUCUAGUAUGCGGGAUGUUAUUGGACUUGGGAUUGAAGCAUAUACUAUGGUUCCUCGGAACUCCUGGGUCUUGCAGUGGCCUGGACAGGUGGUUAUCUGUGUUUCCUCCAUCUUUUGGACCAAGGAGGUAUCCAAAGCCCUGGCAGAAAACACGCUACUGAAUUUUCUGCAAAAGAGCAAUGACCAGAUUGCUCAGAUCGUGGAGCUGGUGCGAGGGAAGCUGAGCAGCGGAGCUCGGCUCACUCUUGGAGCCCUCACCGUCAUCGAUGUCCAUGCUCGUGAUGUAGUGGCCAAGUUAGCUGAGGACAGAGUCUCCAGUCUGAAUGAUUUCCAGUGGAUCUCGCAGCUGCGCUACUACUGGGAGGAAAAGGAUGUGAAUGUGCAGAUGAUAACCACAGAGGCCUUGUAUGGCUAUGAGUACCUGGGAAAUUCCCCCAGGCUGGUGAUUACGCCCCUCACUGACCGAUGCUACAGGACACUGAUGGGUGCUUUAAAGCUGAACCUUGGUGGAGCUCCAGAGGGUCCAGCUGGAACAGGCAAAACAGAAACCACCAAAGAUCUGGCCAAAGCCUUGGCCAAGCAGUGUGUGGUCUUCAACUGCUCAGAUGGUUUGGAUUACAAAGCCAUGGGGAAGUUUUUCAAGGGACUGGCCCAGGCUGGAGCAUGGGCUUGUUUUGAUGAAUUCAACAGGAUCGAGGUAGAAGUGCUGUCUGUGGUAGCCCAGCAGAUUCUCAGCAUUCAACAAGCCAUUAUCCGGAAACUGAAGACCUUUAUCUUUGAAGGCACUGAACUCUCUCUGAACCCAACUUGCGCUGUCUUCAUCACCAUGAACCCUGGGUAUGCUGGCAGAGCUGAGCUGCCAGACAACCUCAAGGCCUUAUUUCGGACAGUGGCCAUGAUGGUGCCAGAUUACGCACUCAUUGGAGAAAUCUCCCUCUAUUCUAUGGGAUUUCUGGAUUCAAGAAGUCUUGCCCAGAAGAUAGUUGCGACCUACCGUCUAUGCUCAGAACAACUCUCCUCCCAGCAUCACUAUGACUAUGGCAUGCGUGCUGUCAAGUCUGUGCUCACUGCUGCAGGCAACCUGAAGCUCAAGUAUCCAGAGGAGAAUGAAAGUGUCUUGCUGCUCCGGGCCUUGCUUGAUGUCAACCUGGCUAAGUUCUUAGCUCAAGAUGUCCCUCUGUUUCAGGGAAUUAUCUCAGACUUAUUUCCUGGCAUUGUUCUUCCAAAGCCAGACUAUGAAGUUUUUCUGGAAGCACUGAACGUAAACAUCAGAAAGAUGAAGCUCCAGCCAGUACCUUGGUUUAUUGGGAAAAUUAUCCAGAUCUAUGAGAUGAUGCUGGUAAGACAUGGCUUUAUGAUUGUCGGAGAUCCCAUGAGUGGCAAGACCUCUGCUUAUAAAGUGCUGGCUGCAGCUCUGGGUGAUUUGUAUGCAGCCAACCAGAUGGAGGAGUUUGCUGUGGAGUUCAAGAUCAUCAACCCCAAGGCCAUCACAAUGGGUCAGCUGUAUGGGUGCUUUGAUGCAGUGAGCCAUGAGUGGACAGAUGGUAUCCUAGCCAAUGCUUUCCGAGAGCAAGCAUCUUCCACGACUGAUGACCGCAAGUGGAUUAUAUUUGAUGGACCAGUGGAUGCUGUUUGGAUUGAAAACAUGAACACUGUUCUGGAUGACAAUAAAAAGCUGUGUUUGAUGAGUGGAGAGAUUAUCCAGAUGAGCCCCAAGAUGAGUCUGAUCUUUGAGCCAGCAGACCUUGAGCAGGCCUCCCCAGCCACCGUGAGCAGGUGUGGGAUGAUCUAUAUGGAGCCCCAUCAACUAGGUUGGAAGCCCCUGAAGGAUUCAUACAUGGAUACUCUGCCCUCCAGCCUCACUGAGGAACACAAGGAAUUGGUCAAUGACAUGUUCAUGUGGCUUGUUCAACCCUGCCUGGAAUUUGGUUGCCUUCAGUGUAAAUUUGUAGUCCAAACAUCUCCCAUCCAUUUGGCCUACUCAAUGAUGAGACUGUACUCCUCUCUGCUUGAUGAAAUUGAGAAAAUAGAAGAGGAGGAAAGUGAUUUAUUUGAAGGUCUGUCAAGUCAACAGAUCUUUCUCUGGCUGCAAGGACUCUUCCUCUUUUCCUUGGUAUGGACUGUGGCUGGCACCAUCAAUGCAGAGAGCAGAAAGAAAUUUGAUGUGUUUUUCCGCAACCUUAUCAUGGGCAUGGAUGACAACCACCCAAGACCUAAAAGUGUCAAACUCACCAAAAACAACAUCUUCCCAGAAAGAGGAAGCAUCUAUGAUUUUUAUUUCAUCAAACAAGGUAGUGGAUAUUGGGAUGUGUGGACAGAGUAUAUCACCAAAGAGGAAGAAAAUAUCCCUGCUGGUGCAAAGGUCUCAGAACUCAUCAUCCCCACAAUGGAGACUGCCCGGCAGUCCUUCUUCUUGAAAACCUACCUGGACCAUGAGAUUCCAGUGCUGUUCGUGGGCCCCACAGGUACUGGCAAAUCAGCCAUCACCAACAACUUUCUUCUCAGCCUUCCCAAAAACAUCUACCAGCCCAACUUCAUCAAUUUCUCUGCCAGAACUUCAGCCAAUCAGACACAGGAUAUCAUCAUGUCCAAGCUGGAUCGCCGGCGGAAGGGACUUUUUGGUCCUCCUAUGGGGAAGAAAGCAGUGGUGUUUGUAGAUGACCUCAACAUGCCAGCUAAAGAGGUGUAUGGGGCCCAGCCCCCAAUCGAGCUUCUGAGACAAUGGAUUGACCAUGGUUACUGGUUUGACAAGAAAGACACGACCAGGCUGGACAUUACGGAUGUGCUGCUUGUGACAGCCAUGGGCCCCCCUGGGGGAGGAAGGAAUGACAUUACUGGACGAUUCACUCGUCAUCUGAGUAUCAUUUCCAUCAAUGCCUUUGAGGAUGACAUUUUAACUAAGAUUUUCAGUUCUAUUGCUGACUGGCACUUCAGGAAAGGAUUUGAUAUUAACUUCUUAAGGUAUGGGAAGAUGCUGGUUCAAGCUACCAAGACUAUUUAUAGAGCUGCAGUGGAGAACUUCCUGCCAACUCCUUCCAAGUCACAUUACGUCUUUAACCUGCGGGACUUCUCCCGGGUGAUCCAGGGGGUACUGCUAUGCCCUCACACCCACCUGCAGGAUGUGGAAAAAUUUAUCCGGCUUUGGAUUCAUGAAGUUUAUCGAGUCUUUUAUGACCGUCUGAUUGACCAGGAAGACAGACAGGUCUUCUUCAAUAUGGUGAAGGAAACCACCUCCAAUUGCUUUAAGCAGACUCUGGAGAAGGUGCUCAUCCACUUGUCACCCGAUGGAAAGAUAGCUGAUGAUAACAUCCGUAGCCUCUUCUUUGGGGAUUUCUUCAAGCCAGGAAGUGACCAGAAAAUCUAUGAUGAGAUCACUGAUCUGAAACAGCUCACAGUGGUUAUGGAUUACUACCUGGAAGAAUUCAACAACAUCAGUAAGGCCCCCAUGUCUUUGGUCAUGUUUAAAUUUGCCAUUGAGCACAUCUCCAGAAUCUGCAGAGUCCUGAAGCAGAACAAAGGCCACUUGCUUCUGGUAGGCAUUGGGGGCAGUGGGCGGCAGAGUGCCACCAAACUAUCUACAUUCAUGAACUCAUAUGAGCUAUACCAGAUUGAAAUCACAAAGAAUUACACAGGCAAUGACUGGCGGGAGGACCUGAAGAAGAUCAUGCUGCAGGCUGGGGUGGCCAUCAAGAGUACUGUGUUCCUCUUUGCUGAUAACCAGAUCAAGGAUGAGUCAUUUGUUGAGGACAUCAACAUGCUUCUGAACACAGGCGAUGUGCCCAAUAUCUUUCCAGCUGAUGAGAAGGCUGACAUUGUGGAAAAGAUGCAAUCAGCAGCCAGGACAGAAGGAGAGAAGUUUGAAGUCACUCCUCUUUCUAUGUACAACUUCUUUAUUGAGAGGGUGAAAAAGAACCUUCACAUUGUGCUUGCCAUGAAUCCAAUUGGAGAUGCCUUCAGAAACCGCCUGCGGAUGUUCCCUUCGCUGAUCAAUUGCUGUACCAUCGAUUGGUUCCAGUCCUGGCCCACAGAUGCCCUGGAGUUGGUGGCCAACAAAUUUCUAGAGGAUGUGGAACUUGAUGACAACAUUCGAACAGAGGUUGUCUCUAUGUGCAAAUAUUUUCAGGAGAGCGUGAAGAAGCUGUCACUCGAUUAUUACAACACACUUCGCAGACACAAUUAUGUAACUCCCACCUCCUAUCUUGAACUGAUCUUAACCUUCAAGGCACUCCUGAAUAGCAAGAGGCAAGAGGUGGACCUGAUGAGAAACCGCUACCUGACGGGUUUGCAGAAGCUCGACUUUGCAUCUUCACAAGUGGCAGUCAUGCAAGUAGAACUGACUGCUCUUCAACCUCAACUCAUCCAAACCUCUGAGGAAACAGAUAAGAUGAUGGUGAAGAUUGAAGAAGAGACCAAAGAAGCCGAUGCCAAGAAGCUUCUAGUGCAGGCAGAUGAAAAAGAAGCCAAUGCUGCAGCUGCCAUUUCUCAAGCAAUCAAGACUGAAUGUGAGGGGGACCUGGCUGAGGCCAUGCCAGCACUUGAGGCCGCACUUGCUGCACUAGACACCCUAAACCCAGCUGACAUCUCACUUGUGAAGGCGAUGCAGAACCCACCAGGCCCUGUCAAACUUGUCAUGGAGAGCAUCUGUGUUAUGAAGGGGCUGAAGCCAGAGAGAAAACCAGAUCCCAGCGGCUCCGGCAAGAUGAUAGAAGAUUUUUGGGGAGUGUCAAGAAAGAUUCUUGGAGAUCUAAAGUUCUUGGAGAGUCUUAAGACAUAUGACAAAGACAACAUUCCCCCAGUGAUCAUGAAGCGGAUCCGGGAAAGGUUUAUCGAUCAUCCCGAGUUCCAGCCAGCUGUCAUUAAAAACGUGUCCUCAGCCUGUGAGGGUCUGUGCAAGUGGGUGAGAGCCAUGGAGGUGUAUGAUCGAGUGGCCAAGGUCGUGGCUCCAAAACGAGAGCGACUGAAGGAGGCCGAAGGGAAACUGGACAUACAGAUGCAAAAGCUGAACCAGAAACGAGCAGAGUUGAAGCUGGUGGAAGACCGACUCCAGGCCUUAAAUGAUGAUUUUGAAGAGAUGAAUAACAAGAAAAAGAUGUUGGAGGAAAACAUUGAGAUCUGCUCCCAAAAACUGAUCAGGGCAGAGAAACUGAUCAGUGGUCUUGGGGGAGAGAAGGACAGGUGGACCGAAGCUGCCCGGCAGCUGGGGAUCCGAUAUACAAAUCUGACAGGGGAUGUGUUGGUGUCCUCUGGGACUGUGGCUUAUCUGGGUGCCUUCACAGUGGAUUAUCGGGUUGAAUGCCAAAAGGAGUGGUUGGAACACUGUAAGGACAAGGUCAUCCCUGGCUCCAUUGACUUCAGCCUCAGCAACACAUUAGGGGAUCCUGUAAAAAUCCGUGCCUGGCAGAUUGCGGGGCUUCCCAUUGACUCCUUCUCCAUUGAUAAUGGCAUCAUUGUGUCCAAUUCUAGACGCUGGCCUCUAAUGAUUGACCCUCAGGGGCAGGCCAAUAAGUGGAUCAAGAACAUGGAGAAAGCGAAUAAACUGUCCAUCAUCAAGUUCUCUGAUACCAACUAUGUGAGGACGCUGGAAAAUGCCCUGCAGUUUGGCACCCCUGUCUUACUGGAAAACAUUGGAGAAGAGCUGGAUGCCUUCAUUGAACCCAUCUUGCUUAAGGCAACAUUCAAGCAACAAGGGGUUGAGUACAUGAGGCUGGGUGAGAAUAUCAUCGAAUAUUCCAGGGAUUUUAAGUUAUACAUUACCACACGUUUUAGGAACCCACACUACCUCCCUGAAGUUGCCGUGAAAGUCUGUCUCCUCAACUUCAUGAUCACCCCUUUGGGUCUCCAAGAUCAACUCCUUGGCAUUGUAGCUGCUAAGGAGAAGCCGGAACUGGAAGAGAAAAAGAACAAGUUGAUUGUGGAAAGUGCCCAGAACAAGAAGCAGCUAAAGGAAAUUGAAGAUAAGAUUUUGGAGGUUCUUUCCCUGUCUGAGGGCAACAUCCUUGAGGAUGAAACUGCCAUCGAAGUUUUAUCCUCCUCCAAAGUGCUAUCAGAAGAAAUCUCUGAGAAACAGGAAACAGCUUCAAUGACAGAAAUGCAGAUCGAUGAGACUCGGAUGGGCUACAAGCCAGUGGCCGUGCACUCUGCCACCAUCUUCUUCUGUAUCUCUGACCUGGCCAAUAUCGAACCUAUGUACCAGUACUCCCUGACAUGGUUCAUCAACCUCUACGUGCAUUCCCUGGCCCGCAGCACAAAGAGCGAAGCGCUGGAUGUGCGCAUCAAGUACAUCAUUGACCAUUUUACCCUGAGCAUCUACAGCAAUGUGUGCCGCUCUCUGUUUGAGAAGGACAAGUUGCUCUUCUCCCUUCUCCUGACCAUCGGCAUCUUGAAAGAGAAAAAGGAAAUUAAUGAGGAAAUUUGGUAUUUCCUUCUAACUGGAGGCAUUGCCCUGGAUAACCCCUUUCCUAACCCGGCUCCUGAAUGGUUGUCUGAGAAAGCCUGGGCAGAGGUGGUUCGUGCAUCCUCCUUACCAAAACUGAAAGGCCUUAUGGAACAUUUGGAACAAAAUGCCAAAGAAUGGAAGCAGAUCUAUGAUUCAGUUUGGCCCCAUGAAGAAACAUUCCCUGGAAACUGGAAGUUCCUUGAAGGAUUGGAGAGGAUGGUGAUCCUCCGAUGUUUGCGGCCUGACAAGAUAAUCCCAGCUAUUCGGGAGUUCAUAACUGAACACAUGGGAAAGGUAUACAUCGAAGCCCCCACCUUUGAUCUCCAGGGAUCCUACAAUGAUUCCAGCUGUUGUGCACCAUUGAUUUUUGUGUUGUCUCCAGGCGCAGACCCAAUGGCAGGCCUGCUGAAGUUUGCAGAUGACCUUGGCAUGGGAGGUGCCAAAACACAGACUAUCUCCCUUGGCCAAGGCCAAGGCCCUAUUGCUGCCAAAAUGAUCAACACUGCCAUCAAUGAAGGGACCUGGGUGGUCCUACAGAACUGCCAUCUGGCUACCAGCUGGAUGCCUGCAUUGGAAAAGAUCUGUGAGGAGGUGAUUGUUCCUGAGAGCACCAACGUGAAAUUCAGACUCUGGCUAACCAGCUAUCCAUCAGAGAAGUUUCCAGUCAGCAUUCUCCAGAAUGGGAUCAAAAUGACCAAUGAGCCCCCUAAAGGGCUCCGGGCCAACCUUUUGCGCUCCUACCUCAAUGACCCCAUCUCAGACUCAUUGUUCUUCCAAAGCUGUGCAAAACCAGUGAUGUGGCAAAAGCUGUUGUUUGGCCUUUGCUUCUUCCAUGCCAUUGUUCAAGAGAGGAGGAACUUUGGACCCCUAGGUUGGAAUAUACCUUAUGAAUUUAAUGAAUCUGAUCUAAGGAUUAGUGUGCGGCAGAUCCAGAUGUUUCUCAAUGAGUACAAGGAGGUGCCAUUUGAUGCUUUAACUUACCUCACAGGGGAAUGUAAUUAUGGAGGCAGAGUGACUGAUGACAAAGACAGGCGUCUCCUGUUGUCUCUUUUGUCCACUUUCUACUGUAAGGAAAUUGAACAGGACCAUUACUUCCUUGCUCCUGGAGAGACUUACUACAUCCCUCCCCAUGGCUCCUACCAGACCUACAUUGAGUAUCUCAGGACCCUCCCCAUCACAGCCCACCCAGAAGUAUUUGGCCUCCAUGAGAAUGCUGACAUCACCAAGGACAACCAGGAAACCAACCAACUCUUUCAAGGGGUGCUAUUGACUCUCCCUAGACAGUCAGGAGGGAGUGGCAAGUCCCCUCAGGAAGUGGUGGAGGAGCUGGCCCAGGACAUACUCUCCAAGCUUCCCAAUGAUUUUGAUUUGGAAAAGGUCAUGAAGUUGUACCCUGUGGUCUAUAAGGAAUCAAUGAAUACUGUCCUAAGGCAGGAACUCAUCAGAUUCAACAGGCUUACCAAAGUGGUUCGCAGAAGCCUCAUUGAUCUCGACCGAGCCAUCAAAGGGCAGGUUCUGAUGUCCUCAGAGCUGGAGGAAGUCUUCAAUAGUGUGCUCGUGGGUAAAGUGCCAGUUAUGUGGGCAGCCAAGUCCUACCCAUCACUGAAGCCCCUGGGGGGCUAUGUGGCUGACCUACUGGCCCGCCUGGCCUUCUUCCAGGAGUGGAUUGAUAAGGGGCCCCCUGUAGUGUUUUGGAUCUCUGGAUUCUACUUCACACAGUCUUUUUUGACUGGUGUCUCUCAGAAUUAUUCCCGGAAAUACACCAUCCCCAUUGACCAUGUUGGAUUUGAGUUUGAGGUAACCACACAAGAAACAGCCAUAGAGAGUAACCCAGAAGAUGGGGCCUAUAUAAAAGGUCUCUUCCUAGAAGGUGCCCGCUGGGACAGGAGAGUUAUGCAGAUUGGAGAAUCUCUCCCCAAAAUCCUCUAUGACCCCUUACCCAUCAUUUGGUUGAAACCUGGAAAGAGUGCAACAUUUCUGCAUCAGAACAUUUAUGUGUGUCCAGUCUACAAAACAAGUGCCCGGAGAGGUACUCUCUCCACUACUGGCCACUCUACCAACUACGUCCUCUCCAUUGAGCUCCCAACAAACAUGCCCCAGAAGCACUGGAUAAACCGAGGGGUGGCUUCAUUGUGCCAACUGGAUAACUGAUGGCAUUUGUCUCAAAAUAGAAAGUAAAUGGCAUUUCAUUCU
This is a messenger RNA of Castor canadensis (American beaver), 10329 nucleotides long. Lineage: Eukaryota; Metazoa; Chordata; Mammalia; Rodentia; Castoridae. The record is from RefSeq and is a predicted model, not a curated record.